AUGUUAGUAGUAGGAAUCGCAUUACGGAAUCUGUUCGACGAUGUUUUCUUCGUCUUACCAUUGUGGAGUGUUACACUUCGGCGCGCAGCAUUUGUAGUUAUUCUGCUCCGUGGAGGGUUAUCACUCGAUGCUGAUGCUUUGAAUAAGCUUAAGGGAGCAUGUCUCCGUUUGUGUUUCAUACCUUGCUCUGUAGAAGCUGUGGUUGUGGCCGCAACAUCCUGGCUGCUGCUUAAUAUGGAUGUUCUAUACGGUCUGCUAUUGGGGUUCGUUCUUGCUGCAGUCUCUCCUGCUGUUAUUGUUCCCGCCAUGGUAGAUGCACAAAAUCACUGUUAUGGAACAGAUUCAGGUGUACCAACUCUAAUUGUGGCUUCAGCCAGUCUGGAUGAUGUGUACGCUAUCACCAUGUUUAGUAUUCUACUAUCCAUUGUGUUUUCAACAGGAGAUUCUGUCUCUCUUACUCUUCUGAAAGCGCCCGUUGAAGUUUUGAGUGGAAUAUUCUUUGGAGCAAUUUGUGGCUUUGUUCUUCGUUAUGUGCCGGGACCAACUCAGAAGAACAAAAGUUUAAUUAGAUUCUGUAUGCUGUUCACGAUGUCUCUAGCUUGGCUUCUGAUUACAAUAUCCUUGAGAGUAGAUUCGAUCGGAGCUAUAGCUGUGCUUGUAACAGCCUUCGUUGCUGGUAUUCAUUGGAAAAAGGAAGGGUCACUCCCGACUGAAGGGCAAUUGUCUGUGGCGUGGAAACUUUUUUUCGAACCGUGCUUAUUUGGUUUGAUUGGUUUUGAGCUUUCUCUCGAUAUUGUAAGCUGGUCUGUCAUUGGAUGGGGAUCUGUCGUGUUGGCUUCGGGCUUGAUAUUGCGGACCAUAUCUGCAUUCUUGGUUGUAUUCGGUGCUGGCUUCAACAUUAAGGAACAGUUGUUCAUUGCUAUUUCGUGGAUUCCGAAAGCCACAGUUCAGGCUGCCCUCGCACCUUUGGCUUUGGAUAUUGCUAGAUCUCGAACAGAUUUACCAGCUGUUUACACAGACAACGGAGUUAUCAUAUUUACGAUUGCUGUUUUAAGCAUUCUGACAACAGCUCCUUUAGGAGCAUUUAUAAUAAGAUUGUGUACCCCAAUACUUUUGAAGAAAGUUUAUCCAAAAGUUAGCAUAGAGCUGAAUCAUUGA
Molecule: messenger RNA, 1158 nt
Organism: Auanema sp. JU1783
Lineage: Eukaryota; Metazoa; Nematoda; Chromadorea; Rhabditida; Rhabditidae
Source: the annotation of a GenBank genome assembly